Emiliania huxleyi CCMP1516 is the source of this 982-nucleotide messenger RNA. RefSeq lists its product as hypothetical. NCBI's taxonomy places the organism in Eukaryota, Haptophyta, Isochrysidales, Noelaerhabdaceae. The annotation marks the transcript as partial. The transcript has 2 exons. The record is from RefSeq and is a predicted model, not a curated record.
GCCUUUCCGGCCGCGCCAGCCCGCCAUCGGAUUCCACCGCCAGAAGAAGGCUGAUUCGGUGCUCGGGAUGUCGGAGAGCGGCUCGGCGUCGGCCGUUGUGAAGCAGUACCUGUACAUGCUCGCUCAGAUUGCGUCGCACGAGCGGUGGCUUCGCUGCCUCGCCGCCUGCGAGCAGCUGGAUGCUGAGAUGGACGACCCGAACGGCGUCAAACAUCGGGAGGCGACACGCUUCAUCGCCGUCUCUCAGUUCGCCUCGGGAGCGUGGCUCGACCUCUGCCCCGACGGCCGGCACUCCUCCAAAAUCACCUCGGAGGUUUUUGCCACGGCGCUGCAGCGCCGCCACGGCUACUACAUUUCCUGCGCCAAGUACGUGUACGACGCCAAGGAGGCGGCUGGUGAGACAGUCACCAUCGGUAUGCGGAAGGGCGACCAGCUUGCAAACGGAUCGAAGGACAUUCCGUGCGAGCACAACAUUCGUCACAACGGCACCAUGUAUGCGGCGGCCAACAUGGUCCGUGCACGAGCCUGUGGCAAGCUCGUGCUCGGUGACAAGGCGAACCCUCAGACGACUUUCCAUCUCAACGAGGGGCACGUCACCGACAUGUGUGAGAUCGGCGGGGACCUGCAGUCCCAGCGCGAUGUCCACUACGAGGUCAAGGUGCCUAGCGCCCUCACAAAGACGAGGCAGGCUGGGCAGGGCUCGGCGGCACACGGCGGAUGCUGUGCGUCACUGGGCCACAAGUUUGGCUUCGGCAACACCCUCGACCAAACCUUGCUCAAGGUUCUUGGGUGCAAAGAGCGCGGCCACAAGUCACAGGGCCCGCUCGUCCAUGCGACCGGCAAAGGCUGGGUCAAAGAGCACAAGGGACAGUACUACGACGCGCUCCAUGUCAAGAACGGAAUCGUCAAAAUUUGUCUCGUCGAAAGCCAGGGCGGCAUCGCGCCGCCGACCAAGAGAAUCAUCCACAACUUCGCCAAAGAG